GAAGAAAGCUCUCCAAGCUAUCCAAGAUAACAAUUUCGAAACCACUUUAAAUGAUAUGUUCUCAUUCCACCGUAAAAUAGCUAGAGAAAAUGAAAUUGCGAUUUCUGGGGCAAAAUCUAAAAAUAGUUUUCAAAUUAAAAAAGGUGCUAUUGAUAAUAGUGAGGAAGAAAACAAUAGG
Molecule: messenger RNA, 178 nt
Organism: Dentiscutata erythropus
Lineage: Eukaryota; Fungi; Glomeromycota; Glomeromycetes; Diversisporales; Gigasporaceae
Source: the annotation of a GenBank genome assembly